AUGAAGAGUCAAAAGUCAGAUCCAAUCACAAAUUUCUUAUUUCAACCGCAUCAUUUAUCAGCUUUUACAGUUCCAUCACCAAUGAGCAGAACACAAAAUAUCAUUCAAAAUCCUGGUACUCAUCAACAUCUUUCAACAAUUAAUCAUAAUAAACAUUCAAAUUUAUCACAGCAAAAUUAUACAACCACAAUAAAACAAUCUUCUAGCAAUAAUCCAUUACAAUUCAAUGUACAACCUUUCAUUAAAGAAAACGAAGCCUCUAUGAAUUGGUUACUUUAUACUCAAUUAUAUAAUUUAAUGUGUUCAAAAUUAUCAAAUAAAUUACCUUAUAAUGAUGACAAUCAGCAUUUGUUCAAUAAACCAAGAUAUUCUUAUUCUCCUUAUCCAAUUCCAUUGGAGAUUGAAAGAAACAAAUCCCACCUCUCAACACAUUCAAAUCAAAUCACUAUCAACAAUCAAACUGAAUAUACAACCAACUUUAUCCAAUGUUCCAAUAGUCCCAGUCAAUCUAAAACACCGAUUUCAAAAAUUCCUCAACAUAAUAAAAAAAGGAGAAUAUUAUCAUCAAAGAGAAAUGAAUCAACCAAUAAUAAUAAUAUUAAUAUUAAUAAUAAUAAUAAUAGUAAUAAUAAUAAUAAUAAUAAUACUAAACAGCAUCAAAAGACAUCAACCAAUAUUUAUUUAUUAAAUCGAUGUAACAGUUGUCCAUCAUUAAUGCUUUCUAAUUCAUCAUCAAUAUGUUGCGCCAAUCAUCCCAGUGAAAUGCGAAAGUUUCGAAGUUCAAGUUACGAUUCAUUAUUACUAAAAAAACAAAAUCACUGUAAACAAUUGAAUUAUCGAAAUAAACUGAAUGAAUUAAAUAAUUGUCAACAAAAUUCACUGUAUCAUCAGCAUCCAUUGAAAAUGCCGCCAUCUUGUCCUGUACCUACUUCAUUAUCAUUUGAUUCAUUUAAACAAAAUGUUGUUUUGCAUAAAUCUAUUGAUAACAGUGAAAAUAAUGUAAAUAAUGAAGUGAACUCAAUGAAUUGUACAAAUUACAUGGAAACCUCAUCGCCAUUUUUUAAGAAAUGUCCCAAUGAGUUGAAUGCGAUGAAUACUAAUCCUGAGCGAAAUAAUGCCGAUAAUAAUAAUAAUAGUAACAAUAAAUCACUGCAAUCACCAUUACGUGAAACAUUUCUACAUUAUUACUGGACAUAUUAUUAUGAAGAAUUACUACGUUAUUAUAUUCAACAUCAAAUAUCAACAGUGAAUAAUUGUUCUAAUAAUGAUAAAAAUCCAAUCAAUACUACUACUAGUACUGCCACUACUACUACUACUACUACAAUGUCAACGGAUAAUUCUGCAUCAUUUGUACAUUCCAAACCGAAAUCAAUCAGUAAUAAUCAUAAUCAUUGUAAUGACAGUAUUACUGAUUCUUCGUCAAGAUCAUCUGUUCCAGUGUACGACGACGGUACACUGAAUAAUUGCAUGAAUCAUUCUACGAACUAUGAAAAACAAUAUGGUAAAAAGCAUAUGAAAACAAAUCAUGAUUUGCAUAGAUUUGAAGGCAAUGUUAAAUUGAAAAAUGUUCAUCCUAUUAACAAUACUACUCAUACAAGUAAUAACAGUUAUGAUACUAUUCAACAAAUUGAUGAAAAACAAUUUGGAAAUUUAAAAAAUUCACAAAACAAUGAUUUCGGAUGUCAUAAAAAUUAUAUGUUGAAUUCUCUUCUCACAUCGAAUACAUUAUUACUUGAACAAAGAAAUCCACUUCUCAAUCCAUUUGAAAGUAAUAAUGAAGAGAGAAAUGUUGUACAAAUGGCAAAUCAUCAAGAUUUAUUUGAAAGAAUACCUUUCCCGCUAACUAGUAGUUCCAAUACUACAGUGUCAUUGAAUAAGCCAUAUGCUAGUAAUAUUAGUAAUAUACAUAGUCCCUUAGGAAUGAACAAAUGUAGUCGAUUACAUGGCAACUUAGAUUCUUUGCCUAUGUCACCUAUUGUCACAGUGUGUAAUGACACUAUUGCUGGUGGUGACGCGAAUAAUGAAAGACAUUUAGAAUUGCAUAAAUAUUCAUCGUCGAAAAGAUCAUCAGCAUCCCAUUCAGCAACAACAACAUCAUCGUCAUCAUCAUCAUCAUUGAGCAUCAGUAUGCCAUUUCCGAAUAUGAUGCCUUCUAUACCAGUAUUGUCAUCAAAGCCAUCAGGGAAAUUCUGUCGAACAGCAUCCAUACCAUUGGAUAAUCCUAAUGGCUUAAUAACAAUAAAACGUGAUAAUAAACGUAAUGAUACAUGUGAAUAUUGUGGUAAAAUAUUUAAAAAUUGUAGUAAUUUAACUGUACAUCGACGUAGUCAUACAGGUGAAAAACCAUAUCAAUGCAAGCUGUGCAAUUAUGCUUGUGCACAAUCAUCCAAAUUGACACGACACAUGAAAACGCAUGGAAAAGAUGGUAAACCAAGAUAUUUGUGUAAAUAUUGUCAUACACCGUUCAUAGUACCAUCGACACUGGAGAAACAUAUGCGUAAAUGUAUACAUGCAAAACAUCUAUUAGGAUCACACACCAUGAUGACACGUCAUAAACAAAUUUUCAAACACAAUUCUCCAGGAAAACAUCUACAUUCUUGGUUAUUAGCAGCAGCAGCAACAGAGGCUACAUCUACAUGUGCAUCUGAAAUGUCCACAACAACAGACAGUGUAGAAAAUGAAAGAUAUCGAAGCAAUGCCAUGAAUAAUAAAUUGAAUAAUUACAGGAAAUUUAAAUCACAUACAUCCUCAAACAAUACAACAGUAGUGACUACUACAACAGCAACAACAACGCCAGAUCCUCUAAUGACAACAACACGUACACCAAGAAAUCCUGAUCGUAUUCGAAAAAAAUUAAAAUACACCAGUUUACAUCAAUUUAGCAAUAAGUUAUCAUCAAAUAAAACAAUGAAUUCUUCAAUGUUUCAUUUACUUCCACUGUUACAAAACAGUCAUAGAAAUUAUUCAUCCUUGGAUAGUGUUGACUCACCGCUGACACAUUUUUCUAAUAAUCUUAGCAAUGAGCAUAGUAAUGUGAUGAUGUAUGAAUCAAGUCAACUGAAACAGUAUCCAUUCAGUUUGGAAUCUUAUCAACAAUUAUUACCAAUUACUAGUAGUGAUAAUGAUAACUUUCUUCCUACAUCAAUUUUACCCAACAUUGAUCGUAAUAUGACAUCAGUUAAACAAUCAGUAAUGAGUAUAGACAAUCUGUCAAUGCCACCACCGCCUUGUAUAUCGAACUCAAAGUUCCAAUGGUCAACUUCAUCUAGAUCAACAAACUAUACAUCUUCAUUCUUGGAUGUCACGUCUAAAGUGAACAAUACUUCCUUGUCAAAUGAUUAUCAACUGACAGAAAAUGGUAAAUCUAACAAUUACAUUAAUGUUACUGAUACACCGAAAACAAAUCAUAAUAAUCAUAAUAAUAGUGGAAGAAAUUUAUCAUUUUUGAUGUCGAAAAUUCUAGAUAGCUCAUUAAAUACAGAAAUGUUCUCAAUUAAUCAAAAUUCAUCGGUUUCAUCGUCGAAAUUACAGAUUUAA
Molecule: messenger RNA, 3537 nt
Organism: Schistosoma turkestanicum
Lineage: Eukaryota; Metazoa; Platyhelminthes; Trematoda; Strigeidida; Schistosomatidae
Source: the annotation of a GenBank genome assembly